AUGGCCGACCCCGAUGAGUGGUUUGUUGGGGAAGACGGGAUUUUGUCCGUCGGUAGGCCUACCACAGGUCUCACGUACCACUCGAGUCUGCAUACACUAUUAGUGACGACUAAGGAUCACGCUAUCCAAGUUUUAGAUGUAACAACGGGUGUUAUUCUGCAAAAUGCAGACUUUUCUGAGAGCAACAGUGGCAAUAUGCAGUGUACAUAUCUGGCAGAGAAGGACCGUGUUGUAUUCACAGAUUGUAAAGCCUUGGGGGUAAGAAGGGACUUCAAUGGGGUCCUACUCCUAGAAACUGCACUUCAGACUCCAGUUGGAAAAACUGAUGAUGUUGUCAAAGUUGAACUCCCGCUUCCAGAGGCGGGACACUUACUGCACCUACUAGUGACCGCAGAGUUACAGGGUGUUGAGUAUGUCGAGGAUUUACUCAAGGAACUGGAGAAAGAGAUAGAUGCAACUAGAGAAAGCACAAAGCACAACCUGAAAGUUGCCAAGUGGAGUACAGUAUGUCUUAAGCUACCACAUGCCUGGUUGAAGACAGUAUGUAGCGCUCUGGUGGCUGAAAUGAAACGUCUCCACCAUUAUGAACCUGGCCUGUCAGUGGCUUCAGCAGUUAGUGAUAGACUAGGAUACCUCUUAGUUGGCGGAAAGGAUGAGGUAAACAAUGGGCCUGUAGAUAGACUCAACAUGUAUAGUGAGGCUGCUCGUAGGGACACUUUUGGCAAGUGGCCUCAUAUGAACUACAAGUGGGCACUACCUGACCCCAUGGCCCAGGCAGGUUUCUACCACCAGCCUAAUUCUACAGGGGAUGACAGGGCCAUGUGUUUCACAUGCAAUGUAUGCUUAGUAUGCUGGGAGCCAACUGAUGAACCAUGGUCUGAACAUGAACGGCACUCUCCCUCAUGCCCCUUUGUAAAGGGAGAGUACACACAGAAUGUUCCUCUAUCUGUGACAUACGCCACUGGACCUGCUAUGUUGCAUGGUACACUUGAGGACAAGAUCACAGUCGUAGGAAGGACCUCAGAUGACAACUACAUAGCAACCUCUACUCAAAAUGGCAAUAUUGUGGUCUGGUCCAUGGAGAGAGUGCUCAAGAAACAUGUGCAGUUCAACAUUGACCCCCAAGAUGGUGUGGUCAGGGAAGUAUUGAAGAAAUCCCUGGGGGAAGAAUCAGGGAGCAGCAGUAAUAUUACGGAGGACUCCACUGGGGGGUCAACUAGUGCAGAACAAGCCACCCAGGACCUGUCAUCAGCCUCCAAUAUGGCACAAUCCACGGAAGGCAACGCAUCUCAUGAUGAGUGCAAUACUGUUGAGGCUGCCACCCAGCCUGUGGACAGUAACAAGGGUGUGGCCAAAAUCAUUGAACUGACAGGAGCUUGGCAGACUAGCCAGCUAGUGGGAGAGGAGACUGUUGAGAUUCCCCUAGGAGAUAACGAUAGGAAAGCUAUCAAAGAGGCUUUAGCUUGUGAAAGGUCAAGACCAUCAGAGGAUGUAAUUGUAUCUGCCUUGUGUGUAGUAGCAGGUGGCAGAGAUGUACCCCCUUCCUCCCUGACCCAGCAGCCUGCUAGACCCGCCCUAAUCUCUGGAGUCCAGUUCAGGACCACCCCACCCCCUCCUCCUACAGUGGACACUGUUAAUACAAGCACCGGUGAAGAAGUUGCUGCUCUGAAUGAAGUAAACCAAGCAAUUAGUGAAGACAAUAUAUGUGAGAUCAUCCCUAGUAGAAGUGACUCACCUAAACCAGAAUUAAAACCUUAUUUGGUUGUGCAUGACAUUCUGGGCAGUAAGCCCCCGAGUAGCAAGGUCAAGGCCAGUGAGAUGAAAAUUAAACCUCCAAGCAGUGGCAUGGUGAGUGGUCUACAGGACCUCUACAUGCACAUGCAAGAUAUGAGUGACAUGGAGGAUAAUGAUAUGGAGCUUUCAGAGAUAUCUGGAAUCCACCCACAGACAAUCACACCUACAAUUGUGUCAAAGUUUGGUGGUGGUGUAACCCCCUCAACGACGUUCGGUACGGGGAGUAGUAAUGUCUCAAAGUUCGGGAAUGUCGUUGAAACUAAGGUGACUAUACCCAAACAGAAGGAAGUGACGUUAUCAAAGACAAACUUCGAGCUUCAUAAUUCAGUCUGUGAUGACAAAAACUCAAAAUCAAAGAAAAAGGAGACCAGUGAUAAAAGCACUAAUACUUUGCCUGUAGGGGUGACUUAUAAAGAUGGCAAGAUAGUGCAGUGUUUGCAGUUAAAGAAAUGCUUUCAGCCUGGGUUCAGUAUUAGCUCAGUAGUGCCCCUACCUGGGGGAAAACAUGUAAUGGUUACCAAUGUACCCCAAUGUGUACAGGACUCCAUGGGGGAUGGGGACACUAGGAGUACAGACACAGAAAUUACAGACUGGGAAUCUAAGUGCUCUUGUGCUGGUAUAGAGGAUCAAGGGGGGUGCGUGUGGGUAUAUAGUAUGGACUAUACGGGUGAUGUAGUGACACUUAAACCAGAACCAACCAGGCAAUUCCCCAUUGACUCUAUAGGAUCUAGUAUAACAUCUACAUUAAUUUUGCCCUCGGAUAUUGCCUCAGGGGUAGAAGAUGAUGACAUGGGGGGUAAGGGAGUAGAUCCUGAGGGUGAGGAUGGACUUGAUGUGGGGGGUCAAAUUGCAGUGACAACAUAUGAUGGGAGGGUGCAGAUCAGGAGUUUGAACUCUUGGUCUGUUCUGGCUGAGAUGAAACCUACUGAAGAGGAGGAUAAAUUCAUAUCUCUAGCCUUCUGCUCAGGUGUUGACAGGCUUUGUGCAGCCACGAAGAAUGGCAAGCUUCAUUUCUAUAUGAUCGGUCCCCAGAUUCCAGAAUUUAGUGAGAUAGACAUGUUAGAACACAGUUCCCCUGUACGUGAGAGACAGAGAGACAGUCAUACCUUUGCCACAAGUACAGUCACAAAGUCCCAGUCUGUACCAAAGGUCACUUCAGGUGAUGAUCUCUUAGUUAACCAACCUCUUACUGCUGAAGUCCUUCAUACUCUACACAAUUUAACACAGUUUGAGAACCUCAUGCCAAGAUUCUCCGCAACUGUGCCACCAUGUUGGACAGAGAUCCAGCAGGAGCAGCAACAGAGGAGGCACCCGCAGCAUCUGCAGCAGCAGGGAGAGGCAACUCAACAUACACGCACAUGGAGGCUGCAGCCUGAUGGGAAUACAUGGGAUGAGCAUCUAUUUGAAGUUGUCCUCCCAAAACCCUGUUGUGUGGGCCACAUAGACCUCAAGUUGACCUUCCACCAGCUACGUAGCACACCCCCAGCACUACGUGUCACCCUCCUUAAACAGAAUAUCAGCAGCCUUGGCCGCCACCCUAACAGCCCAACUCUCCCUGAAGUCUACCCAGAGAUGACUCCCGUUGACGUGGAUCAAAAAAUCAACUUUGAAAACUUAGAAGAGCCUAAAGUGACAAAGUUACAUUCAGGAUUUAGUGCAGAGUUCCUGGAGAAACAUAAUGCUGAGGUGUUAUGUGGCCCAGUUGAUGUUGGACCAUGUGUGGACCUCUCAGGUCACAAUGCUGUCAUUUCACUCACAAGUCCCAUGUUAUUGAAGGUGAAAUCGAGGUCUUUCUUGGUCCAUCUUAAGGUUCUGGAAACCACUCAGAAGUCAUCACAAGAGGCUGCUGCAUCAGCUGAAAAAGAGAAACCCUCAGAGUCAAGUGCCAAAAAGAAGAAAAAAGAAAAGACGUUCAAGUCUCUGUUCGAUAACUUUGAGUACCCAGGGUUCUCUGCAGUUGAACGCUUGUCUCCUCAGCCAUCGAAAAAGGUUGUUGAAAGUCUACGGGGAUGUAAUUGGAUCCAAGAGCUCUCAAUCACUAUCAGAAAGGCAAAGAAGAGUACAGUGGCUAAAGACAGAAUCCAGAGAUGUGCAAUGUUAGAUACGACAUCGUUCUAUGAGCAGUUACUGCUGACUGUAUGUGACAGUGACACUAGGGUGUCUCACCAGAGCAGUCUUGCAUACAGACAGAACACUGCACUGGAUAUACUAUGCUGGAUCACUGCCUUACAGAUGAAUCACCCUGCAGACAGUGGAGACCAACACAGUAGUGUGAUCUACACCAUUCAGUCCAACUUGAAUGGACUCAUCAAGGCUUGCUUCAUAGACAAUGGUAGAACUGUGGCCCAUAGAUGUGCUCGUCUACUAGCUCUUUGCAUGGAGUUUACAAAGGGAUCUGAUGACCCUGACAUGGCUCCUGCUUUCAACUUUAGCCUCUUGGUGGCGCUACUAGAGUGCCUUCCCAUGAUUCCAAGAGCUAAAUCGGCAGGCUCCUUACACUGGUACUUUAUGCUGUUGAAUCGUGUGAAAUGUAUGGAUGCAGGAGUGACUGGACAGAGGUGUGCUGAACUCUUGGCUCAGGUUGCUAGCAGUUAUCAUGAAAGGUUGAAUCCUCUACAUUCUAUACUCAAAGCAAGGUAUGGUUUGUACGGUAGCCCCUUAGAUAUAGAGAUGUUUGAUACGGAGCCCCCUCCCGUCUUGAAGACAUCCAACAGCAGCAACUCCCCUUCCACAUACGCAUCCAUCGUACAGAAUAAUAACAACAACCUUGGUAGCCUUGUCAAUGACAACUUUCCAACAACAUCAGCUGGUACAACCAGUAGUAACAACAACAACAAUGUUGGAGGUCCCCAGGGAUUUGACGAAGUUGACUUUAGAGAUUUGUUAAGCCUAAGUGGUGAUAAGGGCAAGAAACAGGGGGAAAAGGGGACCAUACAGUGUUAUGGCUUACUUGAGGUUGAACCUUUACAUUUUACAUGUCACGCCACUAGUGACGGAACUAGAAUGGAACGUUUAGACUCUACGGGGAUUGUGAGUAACGUCUCGGGAACUUCAGGGCUAUCGGGGACUAUAAAUUUUGCCGAAGGUUUGCCAAAUGUGUCACAGGCGGGAGCUGCUUUGAUGUCACUUUCCACAGCAAUGGCGUCAGCUGAACAGCAGCUUUCACAGCUACAGCAGAAACAACAGCAGUUGAUUAAGCUACAAUACCAGAAGCAAAAAUUGGAGCAGAAAUUAGCAGAGACAAAAGCUGGAGGUCCUUCGACUUCUCAACCUUAUAGCUACUCUACUGACCUGAUGCCCCCUACCCCCAAGAAUACCCCAUUUUUCAUGACACCCCCAGUGACCCCACCCAAUGAGGCCUGGACCUCUGGGUUGGGAACAUACUCUACUGAGACUGACAUAGGCAAACCACCAUCUGGGCCAAGUUCCAGUCAAGGCUCAGGAAAAGCCACUCCUAAGAGUUCAGUGAGUAAGAGUGAGUCGGGACAGUUGUGCAAUGUACCCCUACCCAACACCCAACAACUUCUGCAGCCACCUCCUGCACAGGUUCUAGUCAUAGAGAGGAUGCACUCCGGGGCACGGAGGUUUGUUGUCUUGGACUUUGGUAAACCUAUUCUGUUGACCGACAUUAUCAUCCCUGCAUGUGCAGAUCUUGCGUCACUCUCAAUUGACGUGUGGACUCAUUCUGAGGAAUCUGAUGGUCAGCGAUUGGUCGUCUCAACAGACAUUGGUCUCCGUUCUCUCAUUAUGAAUGAUCUCAUAUCACCACCUAUCUGCCGCUAUUUAAAAAUCACAAUCAUCGGGCGAUAUGGCGGGAAUGCAACCCGCUCCCGAAUCCCUAUUGGUAGUUUCUAUGGAAACACUUUCAUUUUACCAUGGGAGUCUGAAAAACCUCAAACUGGAGAGACUACUGAUGGUGUUUCAAAUCAGAACUUCUUAGAUCAGUCUCAAAUUCUAGGCCACCUUGCUACCAUGAUUAACCUGCAAGAGGAUAUACAGUGCCGCUAUAGCUUGGCUAGAAAUAGGCUUGAGUCCCUACUGUUAGGCCUUGACAGCACACAGAAUGUUAACUCCCACACUACGUAUUAUCUGAGCAAGGGGAAACGCAAUGAAGAAGACACCAAGAUAUUCCACGCUUACAAUGAUUGCCUCCAGUUACAACUUCAGUGGAAUCUUGCUAAACACGCUAUGGAGCGACUGCAAGAGACAAUUGGUCUGAACACCCCAAACCACAUUCUGGCCAACACGGGUAUUUUAAUCAAACAGGCUUCAGUUGAUCAUCUACGUGUGAUAUCCGAGCUAUUAUUAAACACGAUCCUCAGUAUGACUAGCUCGACGCCAACUAUCCCCCAGCCCCCAGUGACGCUAUACACAGUGUUUGAUCUAGGAUUCUGUGAGGCAUUAUUCAACAAACUGUGUGUAUGUGGCUCAAGGCAGACACAGGUGACUACAGGGAUGUUGCUAGUAAGGCUGUGUGGGAACCAGCCCUGGUGGGGGGACUUUCUUGGAAGAGCCUUACAACAGCUCUACAGUACUGAGCAGCAUCUUACCUUCCCCCAAGACAGGGUGUUUAUGUUGUUGAGUGCUCUGGCCCAGAAGGCUCUUACAGGAAACAAGGGGUCAGAUAUGAUAGACAGCCUCCUUGCUCUCCUUACUAAGCUACUGUCCCCUUUGACUGGAGAGUACCAGGCUUAUGCAAACAGUCAUGGUAGCCUAGACCUCCAGUUAGUCGGAUGGCUAGUACUGCUGUUAUCCAGGUGUUUAGACAGUACACAGCUUGCAACAGGGGCAUCUGAGGACAAUGGAGCAAGUGGAGGGAAAGACAAGGAGUCAACAUCAACUGGUACAACCACCAGCAUCUCAAAUAGGUGGGACUUUGUACAGGGUGAGACAGCUAUAUCUAACCAACAGACAGUUAGCAAGAGCAACAACCUGCGCCAAUAUAGGCGACGUCUGCAGAAGAGGCUCAUGCACCACAAGCAACAACUCCUAGAUAUACAACAGGCUAAGAAGCAUUUCAUGAGCUCCCAGAUAGAGAAGUCUGCAAUAGGGUUGAAUAAGGAAGCAGAAGCAGCCUUAAAACAACAGGAGGCUAUCUUCAAGAAACAGCUUAAACAGUAUUCAUCAAAGCAUUACAAGGACUUCAUGCAGAUAAGAAGAUUUGAGUGUGAGGUGCUCAAGAAACUGCCUAAGAAUGGAAAGACUGGAACCAAUGGGACUACAGGAGAAGCAGAUGGGGAUCUAGAAACUCUGGUAGUGUUGCCAAGGGAUCGUUGCAUCCCUGUUGUCAAGGGACUGAUCAAUCUGUUGUUGUCAAUGGACUUUACAUGUAAUGUUGAUCUGUUCUUGGUCUCUUGUAAGGUUGUAGCAAAAGUGUGCAUGUCAUGUCGACCUGCAGUGACACUAGCAGAGAUGAUGUCACAGAGUGAGCUGGAGAAACUACUAUUGCGAUGCACAGAUCUGGAGCAUAACCAUGGCAACAUAUCCUGGGGUGGUCCCUGGGCAGGGCAUGCUGUCUCCUGUCUUUUACAGGAUGUACUUGAAGGUGAAAAGAUCUUCCCUAUAGUUGAAGAGACAGAAAUAGAGAGUGAGGGAGUAAGUGAAGAGGAGAUAGCUGCUAUGUCUGAACCAGAUGAUGCUACCACUCCACCUGAGGCCAGUGAGACUGUGGAGGUAACGGAUGACUCCAUAGCACACAGCAUCAGUCUGCCCAACAUAGAGGAAUCACAUCUAACACAAGCUUCAGGUGGUGAUACAUCCAAAGAUGACAGCUUCAAGUUUGACCAGGAGUCGUCACUGAUCGUAGAUAUGUUACUGGAGGACGAACAGUAUGAUGACAUCACCAAUAUGCACCUUCAGGACUACAUCACUGGAAAUGCAGGAGUCUCCGUUUCUCAAACCAACAAUGAGAAUGUUAAUGUACAGGUGAUUCAGGUCCAACCAGCACCAGGCUCAGAAACCACAGAUAACACCACAACUACAUAUAAAAGUUGGACCCCAUGGGGCCCUCCUAACAGCAGUAAACUAAUCUCCAACUACACGAAUCAUCUUUCACCAAAACUACAGCAGUCUUUGAAGAAGUACUACAGCAUUGCCAACCUGAGCAAGCAGCAAGAGCCUCCUCCCCUGAAGACCUUCUACAUGGAUGAUAAGAACCCAAAGAUGGACAAGUGGAGGAGUAAACUUACGGAUCUGAUUGUUCAUAAAUCAUCACCACCCCAAGGUGUGUCUACAGCCAUGGAUGCCAGGCUUGAGACUGGACUAGAUAUGAGAGCAGAGCUACGUCUUAGGGUGAUGCAAUCUCUUGAUGUUGAGAAUGUACAAAGUGCAAUCACUAGCCCUCUACCUGCAGUGCCAUCUGGUGGGGCCCAGAAGAACCCCAGACAACAGCAGUCAGUCACUGAUGAUGAAUUGGGCGGUAUCAAUAUAGUAGUUAGGCCACCUGUAUCUUCUACAGAGAUGCUGAGUCAGUGUUUCAGUCAACUCUUCACUCAGCUACAGCUACAAAGAGUCAACCUUGACACCAUCCUUGAACUCUGGCUGACCCUGAAUGAUGAAACCUCAUUGGAUGAUAACAAUCAGGUGACAUUUGACCCAACUAGGGUUCCAUCUAUUGGUCUAGAUGAGCAAGCUGUGACAAGUUUACUGGCAGCUUUAGCGUGGUCUCCAAGCGUAGCGGUGCGCACGUGGGCCCUAGCAUUCAGGACUCUCACCCUAUUGGCUAAUGUAAAGGUGUCAGAUAGAGUUGGGAGGGACAAGUGGCUGGCCACUGUCAUGGUGGCUGACAGCAACAUGAGAGCUGUCAUAGUGAAGUUCCUCUCUGGAUCUAACCCUGGGGGAUCAUCUGUGGCACAGAAUAGCUGCACACAGGUUGGACCUUCUACAGUACAAGCGUUCCAUGAGUUCCUAGUGAGGCUGCAGUUGUGUGUUGCAGAGCCAAGCAAGAGUCAUUUGAAGGAAUCAGUUCUUAAGCUAGUCUUUACUCUAACCACUGACAGGGGUGCAUUCCACAGUGGUACAGGUCCCAUAGAUGCCCAGUGCAAGCUACUAGAGCACAUUCUAGAACAGAACUUUGACAAUGUUGACAUCAACAAUGCAAUUAGUGUGAUUGAGGCAAUCAGUGCCCUUGUACAUCAGCACAUCAUUUCGCAAGAGAAGGUCACAUGUAAGAGCACCUCCGAGGGAUCAGUCAGUGCACGGUCAUGUUUUGGAGGAUUGUUCUCUAGUAUGCUACGGCCAGUUAGAUCUAAGUCAAUGUUUGGUGAUUCGUUUAGAGAUGUUCUUAUGUGUGAUUUGUUGAAGCUGGUGAACAUUUUAUUACAAGUGGAACUACCUGGUAGGGGUAGUAAUUUAACUGACCAGCAGAGGGCAGAAUCAUCAGUUAGCUCAGAGUCGGCUCCUGAUUCAACUGCUUCAGUUUCCCAGUCAGAUGAAGAAAAACAAAAUGGAGGCUCUUCUAGUACAGACACUGGUCAGACAGAUGAGGAAAAAUCUGAGAACCCAACCCCUGUGGUUCAGCCAAUUAGGAUUAGAUCUUGCACUCAUUUUAAAGACAUGAAAAACCCAGCAUUGACUGGCAAGAAAGCUUGUUUAGCAGACGUUAUUUUAGGUCACAAUCACACUAUGGCUAACCUACUCCAGGCUCUGGCAUGUUGUCAUAGCAACACAAUGGCUAUGAUACUAGGGAGCAGCGGUCUCCAAGGCAACAUACAGGAGAACUUUACAGGCAUUGAUCCUGUAUCAGUUGGUGAUGGAAUAUUCCAGAUUCUGUGUACAUUGAACUGUAGGGCCACUUCACUGGAGCUAAUGUUGAAGCCAAUACAUAGCUACCUAAGUGCAGGGUUCCAGGGGGGCCACAGGGCUACGGGGGUCUGUAGACUCAGUGAGCCUUUACUGUGGCUCUUCCUCAGGGUCUUGGACUGUCAAUAUUCCCUCAAGAUAUUCCUUGAUAUGGGUGGUGUUGCAAUUGUCUGCAGAAACCUGGUGGAAUCUAACCGGCAUAUAGUGAGCACUAAUCCUAGUAUGAUAUCAACCUUAAUGCAGUACCUUAGUUCACACAAUAGACAGUCAGGGAGUUCCAGCAAGAAGCCAACCUCAGCUCCAGCAGAUAGCAAUGGGGAUGGUCUGCAGAACUUUGCACCUCUUGGAACAAUAUCAUCCAGUAGUCCAAGUGCAGGACCAGCUGAGGUGUUAAUACAACAACUGCCCCCUCAUAGGCGUAACCGUUCUGCCGCCUGGAGUUACCAUUUCUACCCUGAUGAAGCCUGGGUCGACCUUACCAUUGUUCUGCCUUGUGCCAUACUAUUAAAGGAAGUCCACAUAAUGCCACAUGUCAUCUCUCUCUCAACUUGCCCAUCUUCAGUUGCCAUAGAAAUCAGCAGAGAUGGUUCUAUUAUGAUGCCUAUAUGUCCUCCAGUAGUUACAAAUGGCCUCACUUCAAUAAAAUUGCAGUUGCAUAAACCGGAGGUUGCCAGUAUGGUGACUAUACGCCUUCACAAGCCCAGGGACUCUACAACUAUAGGCCUCUCUCAGUUGAUGUUACUUGGGCACACAGCAUUUGGACAAGAUAGUUCACCAAGGGGAACCACCAUCUUUACCCCCUCUGAGGACUAUGUUUCUAAGACAAGUAUUGGUUGGUUGCGUAUGCUUCACCACUGUCUGACCACAGCUGAGGACUUACAGCCAUACAUAGCAAGCACCGCACCAGGUAGUAGGGACCUACUGAAUACCUGUACAGCCCUCCUAGUGGCCCCCAACUCUUCCAUGUAUGCCUCUAACAUAGAAUCAGUCCUCCUGAAGAUAGGUCUCCACUCUACAGAGCUUGGCAUAGCUGUCAUUGAUAAUCUGCUGCGUAAUAUGGCUCAGCAAGAUGACCAAUCAGAGUCAGGUGGUCAACCAUGCCUGUAUGGUAAGGUAAAUGGCAUUGCUAAUGACUCAACCAUAGAGAUCCUAUAUCAACUUGGGAUUAAACAAAAUGACGGGUCUCAAGCCAGGGUCCAGGCCAUGCUGCAAUGGCUGGGUGACAGUGCCAGGAUCGCGUUACAGAAGAGCGCCAUCUAUCCUGACGAUGGUUGGAGGGAGUCGCCACGUGAAACCAGUAGCUUUGAGAUAUUGCCUAGUCCUGCCGCUGCACAUGUACAUUGUAUAGCAGCUUUGUUGUGGCACAGUCAGGAACUGGGGGUGGUAUAUGAUCUGCACCAGGUGGUCACUAGAGAUCUACUCAGUUGCCUCUAUGAGUGGUCUACUGUAUUAGAAAGUGGCAGCUCCUUGAAGAAAGCUGUAGACAAUGUGAUCUGUUCAAUGUGUUAUAUACACCCCCAGUAUUUCUCCACGCUGCUUGAAUGGAUGGGAAUCAUCAACAGUGGAAAUGUCAUUGACGUGAACAUUACAGAUGAUUGUAAACACCCUCGUCAACCUGAGUCUAUAUCUCAAACUGACGACUCUAAAGAAGCUAAUGCAGCUGCUAGAAACUCUCAGCCAAUAAUCUUACAAGAAUUCAGUCAUAUGAUUCUUGAUGAGUCUCAUUUUGGUAUCCUAGCAACAGCAUGUCAGUCGCCAUUAGCAAUCAAGCAGUUGUUGUAUUCAGGCUUCCCAGGGGUGCUAGCCCAGGGAUUGAUGGAUUUCUGUGCAAGAGAGGUGGCUCGAUGUGUUGAUAUGAUGAGCCCAAGUUCAGAGGAGGAUGUGUUUAAAGGUGGCGCCAGCAGUCAGACUACACCUAGAUCGGCCAGUAGAAGCAGCAGCAGCGAGUCAUAUGGAUUAGAGAAGGGAGUAAGCAUUACUGCAGAUCUGGUAUCUGCUGUGCUACAGUUCUUGGCUGAGAUUGGCAAAGAGUCCCUUGUAAAGGACUGGCUUGGGAGCAAUGAUGGCAACAUAUUCUGGCCUAUUCUUCUUACCAUGCUCUGUACCUCACCCCCAAAGACAUCUAAUCUCAACCCAGCACACCCCCAUAGACACAAGGUGCUGUCCAGCCAGCAGAGGUCAUCUAUAGAAACCUCGGCAAUUGCCUUCUUCUCCAGCGUCAUCUCCUGCCACACAGCCAAUCAGAUGCUGUUUGCUCAGGUACUCUGUGAUGUCAUUAGAGCCCAGAAGAUAGCACCAUCCAAUGGACAGUGGGGCCAGGCUCACCUAUCUGGGUUCACUAGGAGGUUAUUCCUACAAGUCCUCUUAGAAGAUGAGAAGAUCCUGGUGUGUGUUCGUACAUCAUCCAGGGCCACGAGCCGUCGUGGUUCAGGCGGCCCGGCUUCUAGUCUAAUACAACACCCCAAGUUUGGUACAGGCCACAGAUACAAGAAUCACUAUAUCAGUCUACAAAGCACAUGUGCUGAGACUUUAGCAAAGCUAUCAGAUGCCCCAUCUUUACCUAACCCACUUGUUGAGGCAUCCAAAGAGAAGAAGUCCCCUUCAGAAGAGACAGCCAGCAGUAACGAACUUGGUAUAGAGAUUGUGGAGAACCUUUCAGCUGCAGCAGGUAUUCACGCCAAAGAGAAGCGAGAUAAAACAAAGGAUGCUCCAAACUUACCACCGAGACCUCCAACACGUAGAGGGCGCCACUCAGUCCUGGAUGGCAGUCGACUCACAGAUGCACUACAGAUCCCUGUACUUUCUCUAUGUCAUAAAUUGUUGCCAGGUCAACACCUGCCUUCUGAUCUUACCCUAGCCCAGUUGCUCACCCUUCUACACAACAAGGGUCACCCACAAGGCUCCAUGUGCCUUGACUUUGCACUCAAAUUGAAAUCAAAGCGUGGAAAAUCUUCCUUAGAUCCUGAAACACCUUCAAGCAGUGAUUCAAGUGAAUUGAGUGACUCUGAUCAGGAACCUAUACCAGACUCAGUCCUGUUAGACACCACACCCUUUGCCUCUCCCCUACAGGUGUUUGCCAGUCUAGGGGGCCUUGCCCUCUUAGCAGAGCAUCUUCCUUUACUUUACCCUGAGAUUACCCGCCAGGUCAGCCCGCCUAACUCCAGCAAGGAAGUAGGUGGCAGCACUGUACCUGGGAGCGACUGGGUCACCGUGGAAUCAUCAGAUGACAUCUAUGAGGAGAUUUAUGAACCCAUACCUACGAGCACUCAUGCUAAAACAACGAGGCACGCUACACCGACACUGCCAACGAUUCCACCUCACAGCUUGGUGGCGUUUGGUCUGUUCCUGAGGCUCCCUGGCUAUGCUGAUGUGCUUCUUAAGGAACGGAAGAAGGCACAGUGUUUACUUAGACUAGUUCUGGGAGUCACAGAUGAUGGGGAUGGAGGCCACAUACUGAGCUCUCCCAUAGCUACUUCCUUACCAACGUUACCAUUCCACGUCCUUAAGACUUUGUUUGACACGUCUCCAUUGACAACGGAUGACGGGGUGCUGCUGAGGCGUAUGGCACUGGACAUAGGGGCUCUUCAUCUAAUCCUAGCUUGCCUGUCAGUCCUUAGUCACCAGGGACCCAGGACUCCUAUACCUGGAUUCCAUCAAGAGAUUAUCCUCGCUGCUACACAAGCUGCAAUGACUGUAUCUAAUAAUAAUGGAGCUCCUACCAACAAGCCAGAGCUGGAGAAGGGACAGCAUUACUGGGCCAAGGGGACAGGGUUCGGCACUGGUUCUACUAGCUCCAGCUGGGACGCCGAACAAGCCUUGUUGAGACAGCGCAGCGAAGAGGAACAUGUUACAUGUCUUUUACAGGUUUUUGCUAGUUAUGUGUGGCCCCAAACAGAUGAGACAAAGUCUGCGGAGGUAGGACGAGAACCUGUGGGUCACUCUGAGAACUCUGGUAUCCCUGACAACCUACCAGAGUUGCUAUCUCAAUCGUGCCUGGUGCCAGCCAUAUCCUCAUACCUCAGGAAUGACUCUGUGUUAGACAUGGCCCGCCAUGUUCCCCUGUACCGAGCCUUACUAGAGUUGCUAAGAGCGAUAUCAUCUUGCACAGUCCUUGUGCCCCUCCUCCUUCCCCUGGAUGAUGUUGCUAGUGACAACUCGACAUCUAUUGCCAGUCUGCUGAUGAAAAUGAAGGGAUGUGUGGAUACAUAUGCAAGCAGGCUCAAGGGUGGUAAUAGUAAGAAAGGAAAAGAUGGGAAAGAAGAGGAUGAUGAGAAUGAAGGGCUAGCUCUGCUGAUUCCUGAUAUUCAGCAGACGGCAAAUAUUGUUUAUGCUUCUUCCGAGAAAUGUCGCAAAAAGUCUGAGUCGGACAUGGAUGAUUCAGAUGAGUCAGAUGCCAAGGGAGCAUCGAGUGCUGAUGUUUCACUUGAUCAAAGAUAUCUGACUACAAUCAAAGAACUACAGUUUGAUACGUGUGAGAUGGUGACAGAUGAUGACAGUGGGGCGCUUAAAUUUGUCACACCCCACCAUUACCAGCCAAAUGUUAAAGCAGCAGGUACUGUAAAUAACGCAGCACGGUCACGUCGUCUUGCCCAGGAGGCCGUCACACUCUCUACGUCGCUUCCUCUCUCCUACAGCAGUAGUGUCUUCGUCAGAUGUGACGAGGAGAGACUGGACAUUAUGAAAGUGUUAAUCACAGGUCCAGUAGAUACCCCAUAUGCCAAUGGAUGCUUUGAGUUUGAUGUAUUCUUUCCCCAAGACUACCCCAACUCACCUCCUCUCAUCAACUUGGAGACCACAGGCAACCAUUCAAUACGGUUCAACCCUAAUCUAUACAAUGAUGGCAAGGUUUGCCUGAGUGUUCUCAAUACAUGGCAUGGUCGCCCAGAAGAGAAGUGGAACUCUCAAACAUCCAGCUUUCUACAGGUACUUGUGUCCAUACAAUCACUGAUCCUUGUGUCUGAGCCUUACUUCAACGAGCCUGGGUAUGAGAGGUCACGAGGCACCCCCACAGGAAAUGCAAGUUCACGGGAAUAUGACGCUAAUAUACGCCAGGCUACAGUCAAGUGGGCCAUGCUAGAACAAAUCAAAAAUACUAAAUCAUGUUUCAAGGAGGUUAUCCACCGACACUUCUGGUACAAACGCGAAGAGGUAUGUCAACAGAUAGAUGAGUGGAUAGAAGACUUAGAGGCCAACACCAGUGACAAGAGAACGGGACGGGCAGUCGCUCAUAGCUUGGUGGCUCUCAGACGCCAUUACAGCCAGCUAAAGGAAGAAUUUGCCAAAAUGAAAAUCCCAAGUGAUAUCGAGGAUGAAGUUGAUGAUUCAAGUAAUGAUGAUGUCAUAGAUCACAUGACCAAAGAUAAACCUGUUGCCAAGGAGACUGCACCAAGUGACAGUAAGAAAUCUGUAUCUGAACUAACUGUGACUUUAAGUAGUGCACCAAUGAUCCCUAUCUCUGUAGAAGAGACUAGUAAUGUGUCUGUCAGUAAUGGGCCUGUUGAACAGAAAGAGGAGGCUACUGAUUCACCCAUUCCACUUACUGUGUCAACUCAUACGACAGACAUUAAACCAUUGCAAAAUGGGCCAGUUGAACCAAAUGACUUUACUGACUCAAACAAGGUGACAAAUCCAUCAAUCAAUGUUAAAAAAUUAAGUGAAGUUAAAGUAUUAACUAUGAAAACAGAUAAAAGUGACCCACCCCCGGUUCCCGACACCACUUUGCCAAACACACAGAGUGUAUCCACCAGUACGGAGGAGGCGGAGUCUAGUCUAACACCAGUAGCCAAUCACGUUGGAGAAGAGGAGCAAAUAGAGGAAGCUAUUGACGAGAUUGAUGGCCCAUUAGACUAUGAUGACAAUGGAAUAUAUUAUUACUGACCUUCAGUAUACACCUGGUCAUGUAAAGCGCAGUGUGAUACAAGGUUAUCAUUGAUUUUGAUUUAACAGUCCCAUUUUGCAGUAAACGUUGUAAGGUACUUGUACAUGUAUGGAUUAUAGUGUACAGCUUAUAUAAAUUGAUAACCUGUUAUAGGUGGAUGAUAUACAUCUUCAAUACCUGCAUGUAUUUAAUGGCAAAUUAAAAAGUUGCAUUUGUAGUGAUCUGUAGCUUUCUACUACCAAUAUGUAGUAGAUAAAUGUACUAUUAUAAGAAAGAUUUAUCAUUUCUUGGAUAAAAUACUACCUUAUAUCAAAAGUUUCACAAAGACAGUUGAAUACUGAAGAUGACUUCUUAUGUUGUAUAUUAUUUAAAGCCAUUAAUAUUGUGGUUGAUUAUUGGCCUAUCUGGCCUAUUUUGUUUGGAUAUUGCUGCACUGAAACUGAAUAUUUGCCUACUAUGGUUGAAUAUUUGCCUACUGUGGUUGAAUAUUUGUCCACUGUGGUUGAAUAUU
Messenger RNA from Owenia fusiformis, 15983 nucleotides. The record is from the annotation of a GenBank genome assembly. NCBI's taxonomy places the organism in Eukaryota, Metazoa, Annelida, Polychaeta, Sabellida, Oweniidae.